AUGGGUGUUCAAACAAGAGUUCUGAUGAUGGUGGGCAUAGUGAUAUGCCUUGCCUCAGGUGUAUCUGCCAUCCAGGGGUCUGCGACUUAUUAUGAUCCCCCUUAUUACCCUUCGGCAUGCUUCCCCAACCAACAAAAUGGUGACUCGAACGUUGCCGGAGCAAGCAACGUCCUGUGGAACAAUAGGGCAGCAUGUGGAAGAAGGUAUAGAGUCAGAUGCACUGGUGCCAACAAUUUAUUUCCCAGACCUUGCACAGGCGCGACUGUAGAUGUAAAGAUUGUUGAUUAUUGUUCAAAGUGCAAUGGAACUAUUAAUCUCUCUCGAGAUGCCUUCUCCAAGAUUGCUGAUCUUAAAGCCGGCAAUAUCAGGAUCGAAUAUAAUCAGGUGUGGCGUAGGGUUAGAUUUGGAUCUGAAGGACUAGGAUCAGGAAGGUUAGCUUGGUGA
Ilex paraguariensis (yerba mate) is the source of this 444-nucleotide messenger RNA. The record is from the annotation of a GenBank genome assembly. Lineage: Eukaryota; Viridiplantae; Streptophyta; Magnoliopsida; Aquifoliales; Aquifoliaceae.